Guyanagaster necrorhizus is the source of this 741-nucleotide messenger RNA. RefSeq lists its product as uncharacterized. The coding region runs from base 18 to 593 and encodes 191 amino acids. The transcript is spliced from 8 exons. NCBI's taxonomy places the organism in Eukaryota, Fungi, Basidiomycota, Agaricomycetes, Agaricales, Physalacriaceae. Gene Ontology annotation, cellular component: nucleus. Gene Ontology annotation, molecular function: 3'-5' exonuclease activity; nucleic acid binding. The record is from RefSeq and is a predicted model, not a curated record. Gene Ontology annotation, biological process: rRNA processing.
CCUCCCCCUGCCCUCCAAUGUCUUCCAAGCACGUAUACGGUAUUUCCUGCAUCAAUGUCGGUGUUGGUCCAGGUGGGACCACCUCCAUGUUGGCACGGAUCGCUAUCGUCGACUACCAAGGCCAGGUCGUUCUCGACACGUAUGUCGCCCCGACAAUGCGAAUAACGGAGUACCGUACUACGACCACCGGCAUUGAGGCCGCCCAUCUGUCUUCAAAGAACGCCAUGCCGUUCAAUAGCGUCCAGCAGCUCGUCGCCAGCAUAAUCAAAGGCCAUGUGCUCGUCGGACAUAGUAUCUGGAACGAUCUCUCAGUAUUGGGCAUACCCCAUCCCGCAGUGGAUACCCGCGACGUAGCUCUCUACCAGCCAUUUAGAAACACGCUGCGGUCUCCAAACCACAUAAUUGGUCUUCAAACCCUUUCGUGGCAAUUGAUGCGUCGCCGCUGCCAGGAAGGUCAUCUUAAUCCUCUUGAAAACGCCAGGGCUGCUCUUGAUCUUUACCGCACUCACGCACAAGGUUGGGAGGAUGCAGUCUCCAAGGGCAACUGGCCAUGCGCCCUUCCGCCCAGCACUUUUUCACGUUGUUAUCUUUAGAUAUCGCGCCCGCCCUCUUGAUUAAUUUGCAGCAGCCCUCUAAUACCGCCGCCUUAUUGUACUUGUCUUUUAAAACUGUCCUAUCUUACCCUUCUCCUAAUAUAUACCUGUACAAUGUUAAUGUUCUCUGAUCGAUCUCCGUCUUCUC